AUGGCUAAGCCAAUAGGGUCGAGACCAGCUCGUCUCUAUGGUCUUCCAAAAUUACAUAAAUCUAAAGAAAAUUAUACAUUACGUCCAGUUAUGUCUGUAAUUAAAACAGUUGGAUAUAGUUUAGGAAAAAUGCUUACCAAUCGAUUAAAACAUCUUCGAACAAGUCCUUAUGUUAUUAAAGAUUCAUUUGAUUUUUUAAACAAAAUUAAAUCAUCAAAAAAUGUGGAUACAAUAUUGGUGUUAUUUGAUGUAGUAAGUCUCUUUACCAAUGUUCCACUUACCUAUAUAAUUGAUUUUGUUCUUGAUCAAAUACAUCCGACAUGUAAAAAAUCAUGUCUGAAACUACCAAGAGCAGAACAAUGUCGUAAAUGUAAGCAGAAUGUUGACUUUAGAACUCUACUCGAAGAAGCUACAUCUAAGACACAUUUUACCUUUAAUAACAAAAUGAAUGUUCAACAUAAUGGUGUUGCAAUGGGUGCUCCAUUAGCUUCAGUGAUUGCUGAUAUCUUUAUGACUCACUUGGAAACAACAUUGAUGGAUAAAUUAACACAAUUAGGUGUAUGUGAAUGGUAUCGAUAUGUAGAUGAUACAUUUGUUCUCAUUAAUAAAAAUGCAAAUGUAGAUAACAUGUUAUCCAUUCUUAAUGAUUUUCAUCCAUCAAUUAAAUUUACAAGAAAGAUUGAAGAUAAUGAUAAAUUGGAAUUUCUCGAUGCACAAGUCAUUCGAUCACCAGAACCACAAUGCUUCGAGACAACAAUUUAUCGUAAACCAACAUUUACUGGAUUACUAACAAAUUGA
Messenger RNA from Rotaria sp. Silwood2, 798 nucleotides. The record is from the annotation of a GenBank genome assembly. Lineage: Eukaryota; Metazoa; Rotifera; Eurotatoria; Philodinida; Philodinidae.